This is a messenger RNA of Malurus melanocephalus (red-backed fairy wren), 4566 nucleotides long. RefSeq names its product electron transfer flavoprotein regulatory factor 1 (gene ETFRF1). Bases 82 to 339 code for a protein of 85 amino acids. The transcript is spliced from 2 exons. The record is from RefSeq and is a predicted model, not a curated record. Gene Ontology annotation, cellular component: mitochondrion. Gene Ontology annotation, biological process: respiratory electron transport chain. Lineage: Eukaryota; Metazoa; Chordata; Aves; Passeriformes; Maluridae.
CGAAUUGAUUAUCCUUCAGGUAAAAAACCCAUACAAACCAAAAAAAUCACGCAAGGACAGAGAGUUCACCGAAAUGUGAGAAUGGCCAAUUUAAGAAGUGAAGUGGUGAAACUGUACAAAAAUCUGCUGUACCUUGGAAGGGAGUAUCCCAAAGGAGCAGACUACUUCAGAAAGCGGUUGAAAGCAGCUUUUUUAAAAAAUAAAGAUGAGACAGACCCUGAAAAAAUUAAGCAACUGAUUGCCCGAGGAGAAUUUGUUAUAAAGGAGCUGGAAGCUUUGUACUUCCUGAGGAAAUACCGAGCCAUGAAGCAGCGCUACUACAGYGAUGACAAGUCCUGACUGUGCCUGUAACCACACACAACCAGCAAAGGUAACAAUAAAAGAGCUGUAACUGCAAAAGAAAUAAGAUGUACAUUCUUCCACUCCCUCUCAAACAGGGCUUUGCUUCCCCAUCAGUAGUCGCCUGAAGGGUUUGGGGGGUGCACUUUAUGGAUAAUAGGUUUUCCUCCACUGCUUUUGACCUCCUCAAACUAAAACUUCAGGUAUKAAACAAUUUUGCAGGAAGGAGUGGUUGCACAGCCCUGUUCUGUUUCAUUUCAAUGUAUGUGUUGAACAGAAACUCUUCUUACCCCAUAGCUGUGUGUUUGGGUGUUGGUUCAAGGUGUUGUGCUUUCUACUUGAAUGAUGUCACCUGAUUUUGAAAGUCCUCUGCACUGCAUGAUCCAUUUCCACUGGAAAUGAGCACCCCCUCAAAAGUGAAGUUUCCAGCCCUGUAGAGGGAGUGCUGUGUUCAGUUCUGGUCUCCACAGUUCAAGAAAGAUGAGCUGCUGGAAAGGAUCCAGCAGAAACCAUAAAGAUGAGAGGUCUAGAGCAUCUCUCUUAUGAGGGACUGUGAGAGCUGGGCCYCUUUAGGUCAGAGAAGACUGAAAGGGGAUCUCAUCAAUGCACAGAUACGUCCAGGGGGUGUCAGAGGAUGGUGUCAGACUCCUUACAGCAGUGCCCAGUGACAGGACGAGGAGCAAUGGCCACAAAGUAAAAUGAAAGUUCUACCUCAACAUGAGGAAGAACUUCCGUACACUGGGAGUAGCAGUGCCCUGGAACAGCUGCCUGGAGUCUCCCUCUGGAGAUAUCCCCAAACCACCUGGACUUGUUUGUGUGUCACCUGCUCCAGGCAGGGGGUUGGAUUAAAUGUUGUCCAGAGGUCUCYUCCAACCCUGACCUAUUCUCUGAUUCUGUGAAAGUAAAUUCUUAAAGCUCAUCUGUUCUACUUGCAGAGGCCCCACCUGACUGUGCCAGGGAGAUGACUGUGGGGUCAGGAAAGGGGAGAGUUUGAACAAUAGUGGUUUAAACACUCAGACCCUGAAGACAAUUGCUGCUACUGCUACUUUCUGCUGUUGUGUAACUGCUGCAGCAGGAAUAGAAAACUUGAUUUUUGCCCCUGGAAGAGAAGUUUGGCCAUGGCUGUUUGCUCAAAGCUGUCUUUGUAGGCCUUGGCUUGACUCCUAAUUUUGUCAGAGCUGGUACUCUGUACAUUGUAGGGUUGRUUGGUGUUUCCACCAACUAAAUGACAUUGGAGAGAGAAAAAGUUUUUGAAAUACAGGUAAGGAAUCACUGCAGUAGAGCUGUUGGUAGCAGCAAGUCUUCACACUAUCACUAAGUCUUCACACAGUUUUAAGGUCACUCAAAGAGUUGCCAGCACASGCAUCAGCAAAACAGGGUUUAAUAUAAAAGUGAAAGUGUGACAAAGUCCAUUCACAAGGUUUACUCUACUUUACUAAGUGGUUAAAGCACAGAGAAGAAGCAAACUAAAAUCUACAGUCAAUCAAUCUAAACCAAAAUCAACYAAAAAUUAUCUCUGUGGAGGCUGGRGGUACAAAAAGGAUAAGGAUGAGAAAAGGUAAGGCUAAAAGGAUAAGGAAGAUGCUUCCAGUAAGUCACAAUGUUCAGAGURGAUCMCCUUGCUAAACUGUGYCCCAGAAUCUGAAGAUUUAACAGCACGUAAGCCACAGUUAAACAAUUUAACUGAAGAUUAAUAUAGAAUUUGUUAUAAGCACAACAGUAACUGACUCAGGCCUAACUUACUUGCUAAUCUUAAGUAUUCCAUAAUCUGAGAGCACUACCCAUUGUAUAUUUUCUAUAGUAUAUCCACACUCACACAUUCUUUAAGGAGUAUGUACAAGAUAUAAAAUUCCCCUGGAAUUCACUGAAGCACUUACCUUGGAUACCUUUACAUAUUCUCAAUGGCUGAAGGGUUGAGCCUCAAGGAAAGGGGACAGCAGCCCAGGCUCUGUUGUUACUGGUCCUCCAAAUGUAGCAAACUAGAGACUUUACUGGCUCUGAGAGACCCCACACAGAGGGAGAUUUCUGAUCACUGCCCACUGCAGUCCAGGAGAGCUCCGAGGGUGUUGCUCUGGACCACUAUUUGUAGGGUCACAGGAGAGUUGGGUUUACUCACAGCAAUUUUCCAUCCUGACCACAAUUCACUUUGAAAUUUCGAUGGGAAAAAUGCUGUUCCAUUGAGGGUAUUCUUCGGGCAUGGAAAAUAAGUUUCUGCGGCUGUUGGUUACAAAGCAGGARCUCCUCAAACAGCACCAGUUCUGGGAACUGUUCCUGAUAAGCUGCAAAGAAGGUCAGCCCAGGUCUCGUCAUUACGGCUGAGGCCUAACAAACAUUUCUGACAUCACAGCAUGGCCUGAGGAACAGGGGGGGGUGGACACAGCACCGCCCUCAGAGGAUUGAAGCACAGAAUUUAAAAAAUGAUGGCAGAAUACAGCACCUUGUGAUGAAACACACGUGCUCCAGUUCCAGUCACCACAUUUGACAUUAAAAACUCCUUCCACAUCAACAGAGCGCCUCUGCACUUGUACCUGCUCUGAGCAGCUGCCCCUCAGAGAUAGGGGCACCGAGCAGGGUAAGGACAGCAGCUCUGAGAGGGGAAGCACCAAAGAAGUACAAGGAAGAAUGGAGAAUGAAUGCCAAGCACGUGGAAUUCUUGGGAUGCCCCAUUGAAAUUCUUGUAGAGGAGGAGGAAACUGGGACAGACACAAUAACUAUUUUUUAUUACAUUACAAUAAAUAGGAGCAGUACAGUUUGACAAAAAAAAUGACAAAUUCCAGAUCACCUCACAGCACAUACUCCUAAAAACAUUAAAAAUUUUAAAACAAACAGUGGUCUUUUUUUUUUCCUUUUUUUUUUAACUUAAUGUCUCGCAUGACCAACAUUCCUAGGUCACACAACCAAAUUAUGGAAAAACUGGAUCACACUGCAUAUGUUCCACAUCAAAUAAAGCACAAUGUACAAAAUGUGCAUGUUUCAGUUUACACUAUACAAAAAUAGUUAAAAUACAUUCCAGGUAAACAUAUUACAUUAAGAAGUCAUUCUAGUAAGAAGUUGGCACUCAAGAGGAAAAAGCAGAAGUAUUUUCAACAUGAAAACACAAGACAGUGGAAUAAAGAAAUGUUAGGAAAGAUUUACCAUCUAUGUAGCUUUAUGUAAACUUGAGACACAAUGAUUUGUUUUACAGUUUGAUGGUCUUUGAAGGUAAUAAUUGUAUUGCUUUAUAGUCUAGACAAGAGCAGAAGAUUGUGUGUGUCAGUAUUGCCCAUUAUCCUGUUACUGUAACAAAGCCCACASAGCAAAAAUAGCAAAAAAUUUCAGGGCAAUGAAACUGGUCAGAAUAAUUCUUUUUGGAACAAAUCGAUGAUGCAGGUAUUUAGCAGAGUACAUAAAGCUACUGUAAGAAGGUGUUACUCCCUGACACAUGGCAGUUUGACGURGGGACAUGGGCAGUGACUCAGGCUCACUCAGGAGCUGCUCUCAGGACACACAGCACCCAGGGAUGUUCUGUGGAAGCAUCUCAUAAACAGGGCAGGACAAUGAUGAYGGAGCAACUAGUGCAAGAUGCAAUCCAGCAUGCUUCACCAAAUCUCAACAAAUAGGAAGACAAAACUGCACCACAGUGGCAAGGAAGGGGGUUGGUUGGGUUUUUUUUCAAAGUAAAUGAGGAUUUUGUACUAAUUUAAUUAGACUGGAAGCCACAGCUCACAUUUGCUGGAAAACCCCAACGCUGGUUUACGUAUAGCUUYAUAGUAAAGCUAUAUUAAAUCCACUUUUGUUGUAUAAAACAUUUCAGCUACAAAUUCUCCGAACAGCUUUUAGUUAAAUGAACAUCAGAAUUUUAGACCAGCCCUAAUUYGACAUGCAGUGUGACUCAGUUACCAAAAUUAAAGUAACCUUAAGAUUACUUUCAUUUGCUCAASGCUUACAACCCACUUUUGCUACGUUCUUCAUGUAUUAUCAAGCGUAUAUAAAAUGUGCAAAUAACUGUCUCCAACACAUUUUAACCUUGGAAGCUCUGAAAUAUUUUGUGACAUUAAGAAUCUGUUCUUACUCCUUAUUGGUCCUUACAGGAUAAAGUUAGGUUCUCCUGUUACUGUUUUUCAGAAUAUUUAAUAACCUACAUUUCACAAUGAAGCUGCAAGGAGGGGAGGRGUCUAGAUUUUGAUGAAGGGUAGGAAUGGGGGGCACAGGAAGGGAAAGGCCCCAUUUCUCCCAGACGCAAUGAAA